UUCCAGUCCAAAUUCUGACAUCUGUCACUGUGCAUAGGGGACUGACGAGCAGUUUACUUUAGUUCCGACUUUAAGGCACACUGCGUUCUCCACUGUUUUGGGGGAGAAAGAGACCUCAGGCCCCGCACCCGGAUGCUCUGAUUCGUUCCGAUCUUUUGCUCUGCGCCAGGAAAUUUAAUUGCCCGCAUUCGCACAACGACCCAACCCCUCCCCCUCUUGCUCUCUCUAUCGCCGUUUGAGUCACCGGUGGUCAAGAUACUUAUCCGUCGGUUCGUGGCGCGAUCGGCGCCUUGGAGAUUCCCUCCUCCCCUUCCUCUAUAUCGUCCAUUUUCCAGAAUGGCCCAGCCCUCUGCUCCCCAAAACCCGACUGGUGAGCCCAAGGCUCCCGUCGACGUUCCUCCCCAGGCCGACGACCAGUUGCGGAACCAGGAUGCCAAUGCUGCCGCUCAGCCCGCCGAGGGCCAGAAGGUGAAGAGCGAGAAGGAACUGGAGCGUGAACGUCGCAAGGCCGAGAAGGCGAAGAAGUUCGCCGAGAAGCAGGCCAAGGCCGCUGCUGCGAAGACUGCCGCCCCCAAGGCCGAGAAGAAGCCCAAGGUCGAGAAGGAGAAGACCACUGAUGCCUACGACCCCAAGGUCAUCGAGGCUGGCCGUUACGAAUGGUGGGAGGAACGCGGCCUGUUCAAGCCCGAGUUCGGCUCGGACAACAAGGUCAAGCCUGAAGGUUACUUCGUCAUUCCUAUCCCUCCUCCCAAUGUGACCGGUGCCCUGCACAUGGGUCACGCCCUUACCAACGCCCUCCAAGACACCAUGAUCCGCUGGCAGCGCAUGAAGGGCAAGACUACCCUGUGGCUGCCGGGUAUGGACCACGCUGGUAUCUCCACCCAGAGUGUCGUCGAGAAGAUGCUCUGGAAGUUGGAGAAGAAGACCCGUCACGACCUGGGUCGUGAGGCCUUCCUCGAGCGCGUGUGGGACUGGAAGAAGGAAUACCAUGCCAACAUCAAGAACGCCCUUCGCAGAGUCGGUGGUUCCUUCGACUGGACCCGCGAGGCCUUCACCAUGGACCCCAACCUGUCCGCUGCCGUCACGGAGACUUUCGUUCGCCUCCACGAGGAGGGUAUCAUCUACCGUGCCAACCGCCUGGUCAACUGGUGUGUGGCUCUGAACACCUCUCUGUCCAACCUUGAAGUUGAGAACAAGGAGGUUGAGGGUCGUACUCUCCUCGACGUGCCGGGCUACGACAAGAAGAUCGAGUUCGGUGUCUUGACUCACUUCUGCUACGAGGUCGAUGUCGAUGGUAAGACCGAGCGUAUCGAGAUCGCCACCACUCGUCCCGAGACCAUGAUCGGUGACAGUGGUAUUGCUGUCCACCCCGACGACAAGCGCUACGCCCACUUGGUCGGCAAGAACGCUCGCCACCCCUUCGUUGACCGCUUGAUGCCCAUCGUUGCCGACAAGGAUGUCGACCCCGAGUUCGGUACUGGUGCCGUCAAGAUCACCCCCGCCCACGAUUUCAAUGAUUUCAACCGUGGAAAGGCCCACAACCUCGAGUUCAUCUCUGUGCUGAAUGACGAUGGUACCUUCAACAGCAAGGGUGGUCCCUUCGCUGGCAUGAAGCGCUUCGAUGCCCGUUACAAGGUCAUUGAGAUGCUGAAGGAGAAGGGUCUCUACGUCAAGUGGGAGAACAACCCCAUGAAGAUCCCCCGCUGCGCCAAGUCCAACGAUGUUAUCGAACCCAUCCUCAAGCCCCAGUGGUGGAUGAAGAUGGAGAGUCUCGCCAAGCCGGCUCUCGAGGCCGUUGAGAAGGGCGAGAUUGUCAUCAAGCCCGAGUCUGCCGAGAAGAGCUACUACCGCUGGAUGACCAACAUCAACGACUGGUGUUUGUCCCGUCAGCUGUGGUGGGGUCACCAGGCUCCAGCCUACUUCGUUCAGAUCGAGGGUGAGGAGAACGAUGACAGCGAUGGCGAGCGCUGGGUCACUGGCCGCACCGAGGAGGCUGCCCGGGAGAAGGCUGAAGCCAAGUUCCCUGGCAAGAAGUUCAGCUUGGUCCGGGAUCCUGAUGUCCUUGAUACCUGGUUCUCUUCUGGACUGUGGCCGUUCUCGACCCUGGGCUGGCCCAACAAGACCCACGACCUGGAGAACCUGUACCCCACUUCCGUCUUGGAGACGGGUUGGGAUAUUCUGUUCUUCUGGGUUGCCAGAAUGAUCAUGCUUGGUAUUAAGAUGACCGGCCAGGUUCCCUUCCGGGAGGUGUACUGCCACUCUCUGAUCCGUGAUUCCGAGGGCCGCAAGAUGUCCAAGUCUCUGGGUAACGUUGUUGACCCUCUGGAUGUCAUGGAGGGUAUCCAGCUCCAGGAACUCCACGCCAAGCUGCUCACUGGUAACCUCGCCGAGAAGGAGGUUGCUACUGCUACCAAGUACCAGAAGAAGGCUUUCCCCAAGGGUAUUCCCGAGUGUGGUGCUGAUGCUCUGCGCUUCGCCUUGGUUUCUUACACUACUGGCGGUGGUGAUAUUGCGUUCGACGUCCAGGUCAUUCACGGUUACCGCCGUUUCUGUAACAAGAUCUACCAGGCCACCAAGUUCACCCUGGAGCAGCGCGAGUUCUCCCAGUCUGCUCAGAUCGUCUACCAGUACUGGUACAGCCAGCUCUGUGACGUCUUCAUCGAGAACUCCAAGUUCCUCCUGGCAGAGGACGUCCCCGCUGAGGUGCAGGAGUCUGCCAAGCAGACCCUCUACACUGCACUGGAGGGUGCUCUGACCCUCAUUCACCCCAUGAUGCCCUUCGUCACCGAGGAACUCUGGCAACGUCUCCCCCGCCGCGAGGGCGAUGCCACGAUCUCGAUCAUGAAGGCCAAAUACCCCGAGUACACUCCUGAGUUCGAUGACGUCGAGGCCGAGACUGCCUACGAGCUGAUUCUCAACACCUCCAAGGCUGUCCGGUCCAUCAUGGCCCAGUAUGAGAUCAAGACCAAGGCCGAUGUCGUCAUCCAGACCUACGACGCCACCAGCCACAAGACGAUUUCCGACGAGCUCACCAGCAUCAAGUCGCUUGGUGGCAAGUUCCUGGGCGAUCUCAGCGUGCUUGGCCCUGAGAACACCGUUCCCCCGUCGGGCUGCGUUGUGGCUCCUGUCAGCUCCCAGGCGGCCGUCUACCUCCGUGUGUCCAAGGAGGUGGCCCUUGAGCAGGAGCACAAGGCCAAGGCCAGUCUUGAGAAGGCGCGCGAGACUGUUGGUCGCCAGCAGAAGCUGAUCAGCAGUGCUGGUUGGGAGAAGGCUAAGCCCGAGGUUCGCGAGGCCGAGCAGAAGAAGCUCCGUGAUGCCGAGAGCGAGGCCGCUCGCUUGGAGGAGCAGAUCCGCGAAAAACCCAAGAACGCGCGCACCGCGCGCAUCCUCAAAGCCAAAGAGCCGCAACUUAUCGAGCCCCCGAAACGGACUCUUCUCCUUCACGGAUCUAAAUGCCCUCAACCGCUGCACACGGUGCUGAAGACCUUCCACUCGCUGACUCGGCCCAACUCGGUUCUAUUCCACAAGAAGAAUGCCAACAUCCACCCCUUCGAGAGCGUUGAGAGCCUGGAGUUUUUGGCCGACAAGAACGAGUGCGGUAUGGUCGUGUUCGGAAGCAGCAACAAGAAGCGCCCCAACUGCCUGACGCUGGCCCGGGUGUUCAACUCCAAGAUCCUGGAUAUGUGUGAGCUGUUGUUGUUGCCGAAUCAGGACCAGACGGCUGGAUUGGAGAGUCUGCAGAUUGGUAUUGGCAUGCGGCCGAUGCUGUUGUUCUCUGGCAGUGCUUGGGAUGAUGAGACGUCGACGCCGCAUGUUAUGCUGAAGAGCAUGUUUGUGGAUAUGUUCAAGGGAGAGACGAGUGAUAAGAUUGAUGUUGAGGGGUUGCAGUAUGUGUUGAUGAUUGGCGCGGAGGAGGCCACGGACGGACUGGCGCCUGUUGUGCACCUUCGCUGGUACAAAUUGCGGACGAAGCGCAGUGGGCAUAAGUUGCCUCGUGUGGAAUUGGAUGAGAUUGGUCCUAAGUUUGACUUCAAGGUUGGACGUCUGCAAGAGGCGCCGAGGGAGGUCAUGAAGGAGGCCAUGAAGCAGGGUAAGAGGCCGAAUGAGGAGAUCAAGCUCAAGAAGAACAUUGGGUUGGAUUCGAUCGGUGAUAAGAUCGGCCGCGUGCAUCUGGGUAAGCAGGAUCUUAGCGGUCUGCAGACUCGUAAGAUGAAGGGUUUGAAGCGUCGUGCUGGUGUCGAGUCGGAUGACGAGGAGGGUGAUGCCGAUAUGAUGGAUGUGGAUGAGAUCUCGGAGGAUGAGGGACGCAAGCGGACGAAGACGGCCUGAUGUGCUUGAUCACACUACAGUUUAUUCAUUUCUUUGAUGCGCAUACUGUCGUCUACUAUUGUCUAUCUACUAUCUAGUAUAGUCUACCUCUCUAUCGGCGUUCCGGGGGUUUGGAUUUCACUCUUGACUGAGGUCAAAGCAGCUCGCUCGGACCGGUAUUGUUGAUAUGUGAUGAUGUUUUAG
Molecule: messenger RNA, 4512 nt
Organism: Aspergillus costaricaensis CBS 115574
Lineage: Eukaryota; Fungi; Ascomycota; Eurotiomycetes; Eurotiales; Aspergillaceae
Product: valine--tRNA ligase
Exons: 6
Coding region: 337-4329 (1330 amino acids)
Biological process (GO): rRNA processing; valyl-tRNA aminoacylation
Cellular component (GO): cytosol
Molecular function (GO): valine-tRNA ligase activity; ATP binding; aminoacyl-tRNA deacylase activity
Source: RefSeq, a predicted model, not a curated record